Cynara cardunculus var. scolymus (artichoke) is the source of this 1315-nucleotide messenger RNA. Its product is annotated as UDP-glucuronic acid decarboxylase 6-like. The coding region runs from base 133 to 1164 and encodes 343 amino acids. The transcript is spliced from 13 exons. Gene Ontology annotation, biological process: D-xylose metabolic process. Gene Ontology annotation, molecular function: NAD+ binding; UDP-glucuronate decarboxylase activity. NCBI's taxonomy places the organism in Eukaryota, Viridiplantae, Streptophyta, Magnoliopsida, Asterales, Asteraceae. The record is from RefSeq and is a predicted model, not a curated record. Gene Ontology annotation, cellular component: cytoplasm.
UAUAUUUGUAUUUCGUCUGAUCGGCUAUAUAUUAGAAGUUGUCGCAUUUACAAAUUGAGCACACGGCUGAAUAGAACAUUCAGGUGAUAAAGAGUUGAUAAGCAAUUAGUGUGAAUAAGGGAUCCGAAGAGGAUGGCUACAAAUGGAAACAGCUAUGCUACUACAAAACCACCUCCGAAUCCAUCUCCUUUACGUAAUGCCAAGUUUUUCCAGGCCAACAUGAGAAUAUUGGUUACUGGAGGAGCUGGUUUCAUUGGCUCUCAUCUAGUGGAUAGAUUGAUGCAAAAUGAAAAAAAUGAGGUGGUAGUUGUGGAUAAUUACUUUACUGGAUCAAAAGAUAACCUUAAACAAUGGUUUGGUCACCCAAGAUUUGAGCUUAUUCGUCAUGAUGUCACACAGCCAUUGUUGAUUGAAGUCGAUCAAAUAUAUCAUCUAGCUUGCCCUGCUUCCCCAAUAUUUUACAAAUAUAAUCCUGUGAAGACAAUCAAGACCAAUGUGAUUGGAACCUUGAACAUGUUGGGACUUGCCAAGCGAGUUGGAGCUAGGAUAUUGUUGACAUCUACUUCAGAGGUUUACGGAGAUCCUCUUGUGCAUCCUCAGGAUGAGAGCUAUUGGGGAAAUGUCAACCCUAUUGGAGUUAGGAGUUGUUAUGAUGAGGGAAAACGAGUAGCCGAGACUUUGAUGUUUGACUAUCAUAGGCAACACGGAAUAGAAAUUAGGAUUGCUAGGAUCUUCAAUACAUAUGGACCCAGAAUGAACAUUGAUGAUGGUCGUGUUGUCAGCAAUUUCAUAGCUCAAGCAAUCCGCAAUGAGCCAUUAACUAUUCAAUCACCUGGAACACAGACUCGGAGCUUUUGUUAUGUCUCCGACAUGGUUGAUGGCCUUAUCCGACUUAUGGAAGGAAGCAAUACAGGGCCAAUCAACAUUGGAAAUCCAGGUGAAUUCACCAUGAUUGAACUCGCGGAAACUGUGAAAGAGCUGAUCAACCCGAAAGUGGAAAUCCAACAUGUGGACAACACACCAGACGAUCCUCGCCAAAGAAAGCCGGUGAUCACCAAGGCAAAGGAGUUGCUAGGUUGGGAACCCACAAUCAAGUUGCGAGAGGGCCUUCCUCUUAUGGAAGAGGAUUUCCGAAAGAGGCUUGGAAUCACCAGGACACCAUAAUGGACAAUUUUUGAGCAAAGUGAAGUGGUCAGUUGAUGUCUUGUGCAAUUUCCUUCAUAUUUUCAUGUUUUGAUCUUUCAGUUGGUAUGCAACAUCCAUGCCUAUAUCUAUUUGGAAUAAAGUGCUGGAGGCUUUCAUCUUUAUACUUAAA